AUGCCUCGGGAAAUCAUCACCCUUCAGCUGGGACAGUGUGGGAACCAGAUUGGUUUUGAGUUCUGGAAGCAGCUCUGUGCAGAGCAUGGUAUCAGUCCUGAGGGAAUCGUGGAGGAGUUCGCCACAGAAGGCACUGACCGAAAGGAUGUUUUCUUCUACCAGGCAGACGAUGAGCACUACAUCCCUCGGGCUGUGCUACUGGACCUGGAGCCCCGAGUCAUUCACUCCAUUCUCAACUCCCCCUACGCCAAUCUGUACAACCCCGAAAACAUCUACCUCUCCGAGCACGGAGGGGGGGCUGGCAACAACUGGGCCAGUGGAUUUUCUCAGGGUGAAAAAAUUCAUGAAGAUAUCUUUGACAUCAUAGACAGAGAGGCCGAUGGAAGUGACAGUUUAGAGGGCUUUGUUCUGUGCCACUCUAUUGCCGGUGGAACAGGUUCAGGACUGGGCUCGUAUCUGCUGGAGAAGUUAAAUGACAGGUAUCCCAAGAAGCUGGUUCAGACCUACUCUGUGUUUCCAAACCAGGAUGAGAUGAGUGACGUUGUUGUCCAACCAUAUAACUCUCUGCUUACGCUGAAAAGACUGACUCAGAAUGCAGACUGUGUGGUGGUGCUAGAUAACACAGCUCUGAACCGCAUAGCCACUGACAGACUGCAUAUUCAGAACCCUUCCUUCUCUCAGAUCAACCAGCUGGUCUCUACCAUCAUGUCUGCAAGUACCACCACCCUGCGGUACCCUGGCUACAUGAACAAUGAUCUGAUUGGUCUAAUUGCAUCCCUCAUUCCCACGCCCCGCCUUCACUUCCUCAUGACUGGCUACACGCCUCUUACUACUGACCAAUCGGUGGCGAGUGUUCGGAAAACCACAGUGCUGGAUGUGAUGAGGCGGCUACUGCAGCCCAAGAAUGUCAUGGUGUCUACAGCCCGGGACAGGCAGACCAACCACUGCUACAUCGCCAUCCUCAAUAUCAUCCAGGGAGAAGUGGAUCCUACCCAGGUGCACAAAAGCUUGCAGAGGAUCCGAGAGAGGAAGCUUGCUAGUUUUAUCCCCUGGGGUCCUGCCAGUAUUCAGGUGGCUCUGUCCAGGAAGUCUCCCUACCUGCCCUCCGCGCACCGUGUCAGUGGGCUCAUGAUGGCCAACCACACCAGCAUCUCCUCUCUGUUCGAGCGGACCUGCAGGCAGUACGACAAGCUGCGGAAGCGCGAGGCCUUCCUGGAGCAAUUCCGGAAGGAGGACGUGUUCAAGGACAACUUCGACGAGCUGGACAACUCGCGCGAGGUCGUCCAGCAGCUCAUCGACGAGUACGGCGCCGCCACCCGGCCCGACUACAUAUCCUGGGGGUCCCAAGAACAGUGACUGCCCCCCCCCUCUCCGGCGGGGCACCCCCGUGCCGUUUUCGUGACUUUAAAGAAGAAACCCCCCCAUCCCCUCCCCCCCACCCUGUGACUCCUUCUCAACCCGUAUAACUACCUGCCCAGGGAGAUCUGAAAUAACAUCCGUCCAUGGUGGAGGUAACGGCAAGUUACACACGAAGAGGAAUGAACCAUUUUCUGCAGAUCUGCCUUGGUUGGUUUCUCCAAGUCUGCUCUGUCUCCCUUGCUGAGGAAGGGGGUCCCGUGAGUCCUGUCCCCCUUGAGCGCUUCGCCUCGUUGCUUUUGCCUUCUUUUGCAGGAACGAGAGAGACGACAGGCCCGUGCAGCCCCCGCGGCUGGAAAAACCCGUUCCUCCCGACGGAACAGAAUGUAGAGCCCGAGCUUUCGGAAUCGCCUCGGCUCCCUUCCUCCUGCACGUGCGCGCUCGCCCUCCGUAGCUCCAGGCUGCGCAGUGGGAGAAGUCGCGCACAUGUCCGUAGGGGGGAAAAAAGCCCUCGCAGGGGGAGAUAUGUUGUAGGAAAAUAACAGAGCAGGAAGUGCCGUAUCUAUUGUUCAGCAGUCUGCCCCAGGCGUCCACUUUAUUAAAAAAGACGAGAUGGGGUUGCAUAUUGUAGCACUUUUCUUGAGCAGUAAGGCAAAGCAGUAGAAAUUGACCUAGUGUUUUUCUGCCCUCACAAUUGUAAUAUAGAGAUUUUAUAGCAUAUAAGCUUUAUACUGUAUAUCUGCCAUGCCUAAUUGUGCACGCCCUCUUAUCAGUGCAAAGCAUGAGGCCUAUUUAAUCUCUUCCUUUACAGUUGUGUGCAUAGUUAAGGAGUUUGGCUCAAGAAUUUAAUACAGGCCUUGGGGGAUUUUUAUUCUGUGAUAUGUUUAAAUAACCAUGUCACAUUUCACACCUUUCUGCCAUAUGAUUGUUGAUACCGUCAAUGAGAAUACUGAAAUGAAAAUCAGAUUUAUUUUUAAAUUCUAGCGCACCAUACGGCCUCGACAACUCAUUCAGGUAACUUGAUAACUUGAUGUUUUUUGUGCAUAAUAAAAAUGAAGAUGUCAUGUUGGUGUUUUCUUAUGUGAAAGGCCCUAAGUAGGAGAGGUUCUGUUCUUUGGGUUUUGUUUGGUUUAAGUAUGUUGAAACAAGGUUGUUACAGAUGAGGUAAUUCUGAUGACAAAUUGAGUAAACAGGUUUAUCAGCAAUGAAAACCAGCAAAGUUUCAUAGUCAGGAGUGGACUGUUUAAGAAUACAAGGAUAAUAUUGAUCAGAUUUAAUAAGGCUGACACCAGCACCCUUGAAACUUAUAUUUAAGUAGCCUUUGACGUUCUGAAUAUGCAAGUUCACAAUACUUCAAACCAAACUACUUCAGUCAUGUCAUUUUUGCAAAAUAUAUUGUUACAUGUUGGGGGGUAAAAAUAUAUCUAGGCUUACAUGAUGAUGUGCACAGUUUAGUGAUUUGUUGACUUAAAGGUAAAACAAAUGUAGUUUUAUCUGAGAGCAUUCUCAGAUCAAACAUGUAUAUCUGGAGUCAGUGUUCUUUUUCUAUUUAAAUAAAUGUUGCUGUAAUUCAAA
This is a messenger RNA of Lepisosteus oculatus (spotted gar), 2931 nucleotides long. Lineage: Eukaryota; Metazoa; Chordata; Actinopteri; Semionotiformes; Lepisosteidae. The record is from RefSeq and is a predicted model, not a curated record.